Molecule: messenger RNA, 5029 nt
Organism: Ruditapes philippinarum (Manila clam)
Lineage: Eukaryota; Metazoa; Mollusca; Bivalvia; Venerida; Veneridae
Product: sushi domain-containing protein 2-like
Exons: 21
Coding region: 60-3392 (1110 amino acids)
Biological process (GO): cell-matrix adhesion
Source: RefSeq, a predicted model, not a curated record
AUCUGUAACAAUUUUACAGGUUAUGCAAACACAACUUUAUAGCGUUAUCUCUCCCUCAAAUGUCCGGCUUUUCAAAUUCCAAAAUGGCGGUGAAUAAUGGAAGACAUUUAAGUGGAGUUUUUAUGUGUUUUGUUUUCGUUUUCAUUCAGCCUAUGCUAGGUGUGUCGUCCCCACUUUACACAUUUAAUUCGUCAUAUCAGGAUAACGAAGUUAAACCAAGUGAACGAAACAGUCAUUUGGUGAAUUUAUCUGUACCUAUAAUACUGGAAGGGAAAUCCUACAAGCAAUUCUUUAUAAGUAAAGAUGGUCUAGUUUUGUUUACUACUGACAAAUCUGCGGUCACCUACCAUGCCCAGGACUGGUCAGCGAAGAAUGGUUCGCCUUUCAUUGACCUGCCAUUUAUAACCCCUUACUAUCACAAUGGUCAGGCCCUCGACAGUCUGCAGGGUUACACCGGUCACGUGUUUUAUCGAAUUUUCGACAGCAAGAGUACUUCCGAUAAUAUGCGUGACAAACAAAAUAACCAAGAACUGCUUAAUCUUGGUCGGUAUAUUCGAGAACAGGUGGUCGGAACUACGAACUUUGACCCGAGCUGGGCAAUUGUCAUCACGUGGGAAAAUGUAACAUCAACACGCAUAAUUGAGGAUGGCCAAUGUGCCGGAACAGUGAGGAACCCAUGUCCGACCAAUACGUUCCAGCUUGUUCUCAUUACGGACGGAGGGCAGUCGUUCGCCAUCUUUAACUAUGGAAGACUGGAUAUGACACCGUCAAAAUAUUCCCAGGCAGGAUUCAAUGGCGGGCGCGGAACUGGAUUCACAAAUAUUAUUCCAAAGUCGAGAUCGAUUCAGAAUAUGAAUCAAAUACAAGGAAGUGAUCUCGUAGGAAGGUUUAUUUUUAGAAUUUCGUCAGGGAAGAUAUUCCACGGAGGCUGUUCCAAUGACUUAUCAUACACACAACUGACCGUGAACCCAAACUAUGCGGGUAUGUUCGGCGGAAAGAUGAUCGACCUGUCUGGUCCGUGUUUUACACCCAACCAAAAUAUAUUCUGUCGCUUUGAAGAUCCAAACCACGCCACGACUCCGUCUGAAGAAAGGGCAUCAUAUAUAAGUCGUACACGUGUAAGAUGUGUUGUGCCACGCCUACUUGUGCGUGACCGCGUGAUUCUUAGCCUAUCAACAGACAAUGGGCGGACUUACCCGUAUAGUACAACUUUCACAAUUGUGUUCCCAGGAAGAAUGCCGAACUCAGAACACGUGACAGCCGUAUAUAAGAACAAUGACCUUGGAUGGUACUCGCACAAUCCAACAACCUUGACACUUACUUGGGAUAACACGUUGCUUAGCAACUAUACCAACUCUCGUGUUGACAUACGUCUUAUUGGAUACCGCGAGACAAAUGGCGAGGGCAUGUAUACGCCACUGACCACGUUAGGUAAAGAUGUCCCAGCUGGAAGAGGAACUUAUGUUCUUGACCCUCAGAAUUAUCAGUGCAGCGGUCAAGAUUGUUAUAACUACGAAGUUGGACUGGUUGAGGUCAGGCUUCAAGAUGAUUAUACGCCAAAUAAACACAAAUUCUUGUCGACCAAGGCGAUCCCUCUGGGAUGGUAUGUUCAAAACGCAAUGACGGCACAACACGGCGCUGGCUGGCCGUCAAGUCUCUGUUUAAACUGGUACCAUAAAGCCUUUCAAGAGAUGAGCUGGACCAAAGAUCUUCUUAGCUGUCCAUGUUCCCUCGCCCAAGCAAUGGCUGACUUCGGAAGAUGGCAGCAUGAUCACGGAUGUAAUGUACAAAAUGCCGAAAAGGUGGGCAACUGUUUCUACCAUCAGGAGGCCGUGCAUUGCGUUCGUGCCGUACAACCGGUUAACGGUGCAGGCAACCAAUGUUGCUACGGUAAAAGCGGGCACCUUAUAUUUGCGGCCGACACUUUCCAGGGAAGUACUCCCGACAAGAGUCAUGACUGGGGAGCAGCUCCUUACGGGAAACCUGGUCACGUGCCAAGUCUGUCACACUGGAUUGAUGACGUCGUGACGUUUUAUUACUGCUGUCUAUGGGACGAGUAUAAUUCCUGCGAUUACUACAUGGACGUAAGACCGACGUCUGACUGUACUGGAUAUACUCCACCUGUACCAGCUAGUGUUUAUGGGCAAGGGCAUGUGGCAUCAUUUGGAGGUCAGAAAUUUCGUAUGAUGGGGCCAGGAGAUUAUACAUUGUUGAAGGCUGGCAACACUGAAGUGCAGGCAAGGUUCCAGAAAAAUCUCUUCCCGACGAAAAAAGGAUAUAAAGUUGAAUCGACAUUCUCUUUGACCGCCAUUGCUAUUCAAGACAGAGGCACUUCCGAUAGAGUGGAAUUGCGCCUGCGCGGACCGGAAACCAGUCACGAGUAUCAACACAUUGAUGUCCUAGUAAAUGGACAGUUUAUAGAAUUUAAUGAGGAUUCUAUGAAAUGGCAAGAUUUCAAAGGCGUAGCUAUUGUUAAUACAGAUCCACAAAAGGUGAAGUCUAACUUCACAGUCCUUCUUACGAAUGGCAUAGGGUUCCAACUUGCUGAAACAUUCAAUACUUUACAACUAGACCUCAUGAUGCCUUCAAAUUCAUAUACUAACAUUUCCGGAAUAAUGGGCGACAUUGAUGGCACAAAGACCCUUCCAAAUAGGACAGUAUUCGACAUAAACCCUGAUAACAGGAAUGACUUAUACUACAAUUAUGAGCUAAAAUGGGCAGUAAAUGAAACAAGUAACUUAUUUAGUGACAUUCUACCAGCCAGGUAUUCUUUCCAAGACAAGAUUAAUCUUUAUCCAACAGAAAUGUCUCGUUUGGAUCGUGGAUAUUCUAGUUUCUGCGCAAUGUCAAAAGAAUGCAUAUUUGAUGAAAGGUUUACGGGAUCAGAAGACAUUGCAGGUGCUACGAAAAGUGCUGCAGAAAGAUAUGCCUCUUUGAGUACCAAUUUGUUACCAGUACGGUCUUGUGGUUUAUUAAACGUCCCUCGAUCUAAGAAGAGCAAUUAUGACUACACGAUUGGUACCACGACCACUAUUACAGAAUGCAGAACUGGUUCUUUUUCGGGUACCAGUACAUACACAUGUGAAGAAACAUCAAAUGUAACACAGGCCUGGUCACCGGAAGUGACAGCCACGUGCGAGGUUCUAACAGAAUCGGCUGACAUUGGCAUGAUUGUGGGUAUAGUUGUAGCUGUCGCAGUGGUAGUUAUUAUAGCUAUCGUUGUUGCUAUUAUAGCUGUCAGAAAGAGAAAAAGCAAAGACUGGAAGAGGUCUGGCGAGGCGAAGACUCAAGAAGAAGCUGUAUCUAUGAAAACCGCCGUAAACAGCAGGUCUGAUGGUAACGAUGGUAAUGAGAUGCAUAAAGAGAGACCAGGCAACGAAUAUACAAUAUAAAUCAUGUCAUAUUUUAAAACAUAAGACAUUUUUAUAUCAUAUUUUAAAUUAUCGAAUUGCGUGUAAUUGUACUAGAUCUACCAUAAAAUAUUUUUUUCAGGUUAUAAAAAUUCUUAAUUCAGAAACAUCACAUUGAUACAAAUUAUAGUUAUUCAUAUACAUUGUAUAUUUACAUAUUGCCUUUACUUCUGAAAUCUAAAAUUUAAUUUUAUUGUUCAUAUUUUAAAACGUUGUCAUCCCUAUUGUCCCUUGCUUUGGAUUUUUUCAUAUUAUUGGUAGAUCUAAAUCAUCAUUUAGAUAAGCAAUAAAAUGCAAAAAAACGUAAACUUUCUAAAUGUUAAACAAAUGUUUUUUCUCCGUUUCUUAUUUCCAUACGUUAUUCUUGGUUAAAUUGACUAUUAAUAGGCUUACAUGUUCAUAAAUUUGUAUUUUUACAGCCUUAAUUUGAUUUUGUGAAUGUCGUAAAAAGAUUUACUAACGUUGCUAUGACCUCGUGUAUCACAUUCUAUAUAAUGUAUCGCACAUGGAAUGCAUGAAUUUCAAAAGAACAAAUCUAUGUUAACAAAUGAAGAUAUGACCGAAUACAAGCUCUUAGUGUGCUAUUGUUGAAUAGUGAGCGUAUCAUGAUGUUUGAUUUUAUAAACUUUACCUUUCACUCUUAAUUUUUGUCUGGCGUAUUUUAGUACGGCGGUUUUCGUAUUCUGAUAUAGAAUCUAUUCGCUUAAGUUUAUAUGACUUUAGAGUUUAAGUAUGCUCUUUACCCCCAGCGACUUUUAAUAUUCGCGGUAACUAUGGUUGCGCAAAAGUUUAUCACCGCGAAAAUGCCAUCCUGAUGAAAAACGCGAAAUAUUGUUUCUGCGAAUGUUUAUAAGAGUACAGUAACUGUUAUCUACAUAAUGCUUAUAAUAGUUAACAGUAUUGUCUAUUUAAAUACAAUUUUUUUUUGCUUUUUUUUUAAAAUUCAAAUACUUGUUUAUUUCAUCUGUCAGUAUCAUAUGGGCGAUAAUGCCCCAACUAGCAAAACACGUGGUCCCAUAUAUAUGCCAGGAAUUGCAAAGGAUCCAUAUGGGGAGAUUUUAUAUGGGUCCUAUAAGGGGACAAUGUCUGUCAUUAGGGUAAACUAUUAAAUUAGAGUAAGAGUACGUUACACAUCCAAAAAGUGUCCUUCAGUAACAUAUAUUUGCAGGGUAAUUAUCAAAGUCAAUAAUUUUAUCAUACUUAUUAUGUAGUAAGAUGGGACAAAGAAAUAAUUUCUAAUUCAUUUAAAACCAACAACUCACAUACAAAAAAAGAAAUGUGUAAAUGUGGGAAGCAACUUUUGGAUCUCCCUGAAUGAUGGUGUUUUUUUUUGUAAUGAAUGAUACGUGUUAAUAUAAGAAAUAUUGCAGACAUAAUUUGAAUUUAUAUUUGUGUCUGUGAAAAAUUGCUACUCAUGUACUACAAUUUAGUAUUUGCUUUUUUUUUCAUUAUUUGCUCUUUGUAUAUACAUGAAGGUCUUCAUUGUACUGUUACAUAGUAGAUUAGAUAUGACACAUUUUAGAAAUUCUUUAGUAUCCUUUUCAGUAUCUUUUUUUUUAAUGUUGUAUUAUUGUGUAUAUAUAAAUAUAUUAUGACUAAUAAAACAAUUUGAAAAUACC